Molecule: messenger RNA, 1473 nt
Organism: Coniophora puteana RWD-64-598 SS2
Lineage: Eukaryota; Fungi; Basidiomycota; Agaricomycetes; Boletales; Coniophoraceae
Product: Zn-dependent exopeptidase
Exons: 8
Coding region: 1-1473 (490 amino acids)
Biological process (GO): proteolysis
Molecular function (GO): metalloexopeptidase activity
Source: RefSeq, a predicted model, not a curated record
AUGGCCGUCCAGGACUCUUUCCUCCUCGCACUUUCUUCUACCAUCCUGACGCAGUCCCUUCCUUCAUGCCUCUCAGAUAGCUUCAUGGGUGCCUUCGGCGACCGCGCCGUCUUCCGGCUCACUGACGCUGACUGUGCCGUUGAGGCGUCUCAGGCAGGGCUGUUCGAUUCCAUGCUCGACAAUCUCCUCCUGCAGGACGAUAAAUCCGACCAUAGAAAACUUGUUUGGCUUCAGGAGGCCGCUAUUGACGACGCGCUCAGGACCACGGAGUACAAGCAGCAGGUGGACGAGUUUUUCAGGUUGCUAUCGGGCGCGGACAAUGGCUACGUGCCCAUUGAUUACGAGUUCCUCGGUACGCACUCUCCGGGACAGCAGGUCCUUACAUUCGACAGCGAAGGAGAACACGUCGUCACCCUCCUGCACCGUGAACCCACCUUCGCGCUGCUCUCGCUCCCCUCCUCCGCACCGGCCGGCCAAGUGCUAUCCUAUCUCCCACCCUACUGGAAACCACGCCCUCUCCCGGCGAACCCCCAACCACUCAUCCCCGUCCCUUCCGAUGCGAUCGAGCACGUGCGCGCGCUCCUCUCCAACCUAGCCUUCGACCCCGUCGUCGCGUCGCUCGUGUACGACAUCUCCGUCCCACACAUGCGGCGCGACAUCCGGUGGCUCACUGGCGAGGACCCCGCGUCGCCCAUCGUCACAAGACACGCGUUCUCUGGCGGCGCGCGCACUGCCGCCAAGUGGCUCAAGGAGCGGUUCGAGGAGACGGGCGCGACGUGUGAGUUGAGGGAAUUUUUGGAGGGUUUCGCCCCGAAUGUGGUUUGCAAGUACCCUUCAACGGUUAAUACCACUGCCACGGUCCUCAUCUCCGCGCACUACGACUCGCGUGGCUCAUUUGGCUUCCAAAGGGCUCCGGGCGGUGACGACGACGGCUCCGGCACAAUCGCUCUCCUCAGCAUUGCCCGUGCCAUCGCCAAGCGCAGUGUCACCUUCCAGAGCAACGUCGAGCUCGUCGCCUUCGCUGGCGAGGAGCAAGGUCUGCUUGGGUCUAAGGCAUACGCUCAGGAGCUCCGCGAGCGCAACGCGAACAUCACGACCAUGAUCCAGGCAGACAUGCUCGGGUACCACGUCGCGAGCGAGCCUGCGCAGCUCGGGCUGCCUGACGUCAUCGGCACCCGUGAAGUAGCAGACCUCGUCACGAAGAUCUCGGCGAUAUACAGCCCCGAGCUGAGGGUCGGAAUUACGCCUGCGUGCUGCAGCGACCACCAGUCGUUCCACCAGCAAGGAUUCCCCGCGACGCAGGUGUUCGAGCGCGCCGGACCGAUCGCGGACCCGAUGUAUCACAACAGCGGUGAUGUGAGCGACCGCCCGGGGUACGACUUCGAGCAAAUCCGGUCGAUUGCCAAGGUGCAGUUUGCGACGCUGCUGCAUGCCGCGGGGUACGAUGUUCCGAGUUACGAGAACCUCGAUUAG